AUGUACAUGCGCCGAGGACAAAUCUAUCCAAGUAACACUGUUUCAUAUUUUCGUACAUGUUGGACAUAUAAAUCUUGGGGUACAGUCGUUGGUGUUCUUACUCUUAUUCUAAUAUUGUCCGGAUUACAUAUUGGUUGGGAUUUUCCGAUACUUGUUAAAAAUCAUCAUUUUUAUUUUCCAAUUUUAUUUGGUAUUGCACUUUUCUACACAAUAUUAAAUUAUUUAUUCGCAGCAUUACAUGAUCCUGGUGUUUUACCACGGCCAAAUGCAGAUGAAAUACUUCAAAUAGAAAAAGAACAAAAUAUUCAGACUGAUUUAAAUGGAAAUUAUUUUCCAUCUGUACCGCCACCAACAACAGUACUUGUAAAGAAUUUUCCUUAUUCAUCUACUUAUUGUUAUACAUGUCGAACUUAUCGUUUACCACGUGCUUCACAUUGUUCGACUUGUAAUGUUUGUGUUCAAAAUUUCGAUCAUCAUUGUCCAUGGAUUAACAACUGUGUUGGUUUAUUAAAUUAUCGUUAUUUUUGUAAUUUCAUUCUUUCGAUCUCAGCACUUUGUUUUAUUGCAUUUGUUGGUUGUGGUGUAGCUGCUUAUCUUCGAUGGGACAUCUAUAAAAAUGAGAUCGGUCUUUUCUUUGCAUAUAAUAUUCCAAGCUUCUUUAAUGGUUUUGUUGGUUUUUGUUUUAUGUUUACACUUAUUCCAUUCUGGUGUUAUCAUUGUAGAUUAACAAUGAAUGGCGAAACAACCAGAGAUGAUAUAAGAUAUAAAAAACAUCUAGAAAAAAAUGAGUUACCUCGUGGAUCACGAUGUCAUAAUUUAAUUGCAUCAUGGUGUGGUCCUACAAGACCAUCAGUCAAUUGGAAUAAAUCGUAUGAUGCAGAUCAUUAUACAAACCAGGAAGCAAUUUAUAGACGAAUACGUCCAACAUUACUAAGCAAUACACUUAUUAUAUUAACACAAAGAAUUCGAGAACAUAUUCAAGAUUUAGUAGCUAAUAAUUAUCAUGGUUUACAACAACAAGUAGAGGCAUAUCAUCGUACAAAUAAAAAAACUUUAGAAACACAAUCAGAAUUAUCUUCGGUUACUGUUAUGAGUCAUCUUCAAACAUACACUAUUGAAAUUAAUUGUAUUGGUAAUAAUCAAAUCGAUGCUCGUUAUUUAUUAAUUGAUGCUGUUCAACAAAUAAAUAUAUCCGCAUUUUGGAAUACAAUAUGGCUUCAUCGUAUAUCAUCUAUCGUUAUGCUUUAUGAAAUACAUGAGAAUAAUUCUUUAAUUCAAUAUUGGCCUGAUGAAAAUAAUCCAACGAUUACAAUUGAGAAUACUUAUCAAAUUGAUUUUAUUCGACAUUUUAAACGAUUAGAUAUAGAAACAUUACAAUUUAAAAUACAGAAACUUGGUGAAACAGAAACUCGUACUAUUGAACAUUUUCAAGUAAAAAAUUGGACAGAAAUAAAAUUUGCAUUAGAUCCUGUUGCACUUUUACGUCUUCAAUAUUAUAUUAAUGAUAAAGAACGAAAUGAAAGACUUCUUGAUAAUACUCCAAAUAGUAUUGCUAUACAUAGUUGUGGUGUUAAUAUACCAGCAGUUGCGUAUAUGACUAUUGAUAUAAAUCGACGUUUAUCAAUGAGAUAUAGUUUUAUUAAUAUACUUAAAACAAUUACUGAACUUAAUACACAAUUACCAAUGAGUAUUAUGAAUAAAGAUCUGUUAAUUGUUGUCUAUACAGUAGUACUUCAUCUGUCAGCAUGGAUUUAUUCAUCGGAUAUAAUGACAUUACAAGGAAUAAAUCAUCAAAUUACCAGGAUUCUUCAAACUAAAUUUGGAACAUAUUUUCAUGAUUCAAUAGUGGAGUUAUUUGAAGCAUUCACAUGUAAUAGUUUGAAAGAACUUAAUGCUAUUCUUCCACUGAGUACAGAAUAUUCUAAUCGAUUCGCGAUUGUUGAUCAUCAUGUUCUUUAUUUUAUUGAUAGUUAUAUACAUUCAAAACCAUUUAUGUUAACAGUUGGUCAUGAUAGUAGUACUACAAUAAAAAUAAUUUCACAAUUUCAAAUUCGACAUUGUUUUCUAUUUCAACAUAGUAGUCAUUUAGAUAUUGGUUUUAUUGAAAAACAACGAUUAAAAAUUGAUAAUAAUGAUAUUUCUGAUGAUUUUCGACGUUAUCAUAAUGAUGAAUCUACGACGUUAUUUUAUCAACCAAUUAAUUCUAUUCGAAAUAUUUUAUUAUAUCGAGUUUCUCAAAUUCUUGUAAAUCUUGAUCAAAAUGAUGAUGUACCAAUUUUAAUAUGGUUGAAUGAUAUUCGAGAAGGUGCUAUUAUAUGUCUUCUAGCGAAUUUAAUGGAACAAUUCAAUACUGAUCAUUCAAUUGAUAUAUAUCAUCAAGCAAGAAAAAUUGCUUUUAUGUGUUCGGCAUUUCGAACAGAAGAUGAAUUUCGAAAUAUGUAUGAAUGGAUUAAAAAGUGGACAGAAAAUGAAUUACAAAAUCAAACAAAUUAA
Molecule: messenger RNA, 2493 nt
Organism: Adineta steineri
Lineage: Eukaryota; Metazoa; Rotifera; Eurotatoria; Adinetida; Adinetidae
Source: the annotation of a GenBank genome assembly